Molecule: messenger RNA, 747 nt
Organism: Trypanosoma grayi
Lineage: Eukaryota; Euglenozoa; Kinetoplastea; Trypanosomatida; Trypanosomatidae
Product: peptidyl-tRNA hydrolase, PTH2 family
Exons: 1
Coding region: 1-747 (248 amino acids)
Cellular component (GO): cytosol; mitochondrion
Molecular function (GO): peptidyl-tRNA hydrolase activity
Source: RefSeq, a predicted model, not a curated record
AUGCAGGCAGGCGGGGGUACAAAGGCACCAGGCGAUGCUGUGCAUAACCUCCUGGUAAACUUGCUGGGGUUUGUCCUGGGCGUCGUGGUUUCUGUUACGGCCGAGUGGCUUCUGCGAUGGAUGAAGCCGACUCCAGCGAAAAGAUCGCGUCCCUCCCGCGCACAGCGAGCGGUGCAGGCACUGGAAGAGCUAAGGGAAAGAAAGCGCCAGACCGCAUCGCUGCAGGAGCAGGAGCUGGAGGGACAACAACAACAGCAUCGGCAGCAUCAAUCAGACGCCGGUGAAGAAGAAGAAGAUGGUGCUGGAAGUGAAGAUGAGGAAGAGUGGAGUACUGAAGAGGACGAAGAGUGCGAUGACUCGGAUGAGGACAGCGAGCUGGAGCGCAUGGAGGAGCUUCGACUCAAAAUGGUAUUUGUCAUUCGUCGGGACCUAAAGAAGAUGCCGGCGCAUGACAUCGCUGCAUUGACUGCCGGCGCUGCAGUUGACGUGGUGCACAAGAUACAAUACGGCGCCGAUAACACGCAGUGGCUGGAGUGGUACUGGUGGUGGAACCGCGUCGGGUGCGCCAAAAUUGCGCUCAAGUGCCCCGACGGCGAAACACUUCAGCGCGUUGUUGCAGAAUCGGAGGCGGCUGGUCUGCCUUUUUCGGUGGUUGGGGAGAGUGGCGAGCACACUUUGGUAGCGAUCGGGCCGGUGCCGUCUGGCGUGCUUGAUCCCAUCACAGGGAGUCUGAAGUUGCUUUCAUGA